AGUAUCGCAGAACCAGCAGAUGCAUUCAAAACCAGUGUGAAUCUUGUCGCUCGUGUGGCCAACAGCAGAAUUUUACGUCUUUUUCAUGGCAGAUUGAAGGAUUUGUUGAGAAGUACAAGAAAAUGAAAGACAGGGCAGCUCUUUUGAAAGGCAGUUUACAUAAGUCCCCGUACAUUAAUACCAACAACUAAAAAUGUUGACAGUGAAUAGUGAACCUUUACUGCUGCAGGAGUGGUAUUGUUCAGACUGAACCAAUAAUAAAAUGAAUGGAUUCCCAUACUGUGGCCAGUCGAAAUUCUUUAUGCAAAUUGAAAAAUUUCAUUGAUGAAGACUGUGAUUUACCACACUUCAUUAAAAACAGAUUUGCUUGUGGAUUCCCUAAAGACUGGGUACUGUUAAGAAGAAAGUGGAUCAUGUUUUUAAAAGCAGGUUUGCCUGCACAAAUUGCAUCUAAGUUCAAAUGUGGAAUGCCACGGUUUUGGCAUAAGGUUUUAUAUAUGUGGAUUGUCUACGCUGACAGUAUUGAAGGUGAGACUCUUUCAUCAGUCAUAAACUUGUGGCAGACAACAGCAAAGAGAAAAAUAACAAUGUACCAGAGAAACUAUGUAAUGAUCAAGGCUCUAAUGCUUUGCCUGUAA
Schistocerca americana (American grasshopper) is the source of this 638-nucleotide messenger RNA. RefSeq lists its product as uncharacterized. The record is from RefSeq and is a predicted model, not a curated record. The transcript is spliced from 7 exons. NCBI's taxonomy places the organism in Eukaryota, Metazoa, Arthropoda, Insecta, Orthoptera, Acrididae. The coding region runs from base 267 to 638 and encodes 123 amino acids.